This is a messenger RNA of Drosophila teissieri, 1631 nucleotides long. It is a transcript of the gene SiaT, whose product is annotated as beta-galactoside alpha-2,6-sialyltransferase 1. Lineage: Eukaryota; Metazoa; Arthropoda; Insecta; Diptera; Drosophilidae. The transcript is spliced from 6 exons. The coding region runs from base 111 to 1568 and encodes 485 amino acids. The record is from RefSeq and is a predicted model, not a curated record. Gene Ontology annotation, molecular function: sialyltransferase activity.
GGAAAGUUCGAACUGCGGAUGCGGCGCCGGGAAAUUCUUCGCUUUUCCGGCUGUUUUUCCGAGUGUUGCGGGCUGCAUGUGAACGCACUGUCGCGUACUAUGAGUGGAAAAUGAGGCAGAUGAGGCAAGUGACACGCGCAUCGCCGGGUCAAAGUCAGGCCCUCCUCUCCUGCUUCAUCAUCGCCGUGUGCGCCGCAUUAAUAAUUCAAACUGGGCAAAUCCAGGGUGCGAAAGCUCAGCCGGGACGCGAACCCGGCGAACCCGGCGUGGUGAAUUCGACGGAGCCGAACGGCAACGGUGCGUAUGAAAACGGCAGUGCCGACAGUAAUGACACAGAAAGGCGGUUGCGCAAAGUAAUUGGGAAAUGCAUUUCCACAGGAAAUGGGACCAGUGGGCAGCGCGUGCCGCGCAGUGUGUUCCACGUGCGCUGGAACCCCAACGAGAAGUUCAUCGUGGAGAGUCGCGAGAACCCGGCCAUCAACUCCUCCAAGCUGGCUCCCCAUCCCCGACUGAAGGUCUCCAAGAACACCAAGCUCACGCUGAGCCCCAAGCUCUAUCUCUGCCACGACAAGCACUCGGAGCUGUGCCACAACAAGACCCAGCAGUUCCGCCACCGCAUUGUGCGGGCCUUCGAGAAGGCCAUGGCGGAGUCGGUCAACGAGUCGCAGGCGAACCACUACAACGUGGACUACAAGCCCGUGUUCGGGGACAGCUUCGAGGAGCAGUACUACCCCUCCACCUGCCUGGUCAUGGAGGCGGGCGUGCGGGUCCUGCGCCGCAAGGACGCGCCCUUCAACAAGCUGCCCUUCGGCCGCCUCUUCCCGCGCCAGAAGCUCUUCCGCAACGUGAAGGACAUCAAGACCUGUGCCAUCGUCUCCAGUGCAGGAUCGCUGGCUGGCUCCAAGCUGGGCCGCUUUAUCGACACGCACGACAUUGUGAUGAGAUUCAAUCAUGCGCCCACGCAAGGACACGAAGUGGAUGUUGGCAGCAAAACCACGAUUCGUGUGGUGAAUUCGCAAGUGGUCACCAAGCCGGAAUUCGACUUCACCCGGGCCCCCAUCUUCCGGAACGUCACGAUCGCCGCCUGGGAUCCCGGCAAGUACAACGGCACGCUGGAGGACUGGCUCACCAGCGCCGACUACGACCUCUUCACCAACUACGAGCUCUACAGGCGGCGCUAUCCCAAGUCGCGGGCCUUCCUCAUCGAUCCGCACUCCGUGUGGCGCCUGUGGCAGAGUCUGCAGAUGUUUGCCGGCAACCGCCCGAUAAGCCGGAACCCCCCCAGUUCCGGUUUCAUAGGACUGGCCCUGCUCCUGCCGCACUGUCCCCAGGUGGACUUCGUGGAGUACGUGCCGUCCACGAGACUCAAUGGACGCUGCCACUACUACAGCAAAGAGAUGAAUUCCGCCUGCACAUUCGGCUCCUGGCAUCCGCUGGCCGCCGAGAAGCUGAUGGCCCUGGACAUGAACAUGGCGGAGGACGACGACAUGUCGGUCUUCCAGUUCGGCAUCCUGCGGAUUCGCAGGCCGGACAAACUGCUCUGCGGCUUCAACUUCUUUGGCUACUGAGCAGGAGCGCGAUUCCCAGUUGCCAGUUUGCAGUUCGCAGUUUGUAGGCGGAAGUGGCAGUGG